This is a messenger RNA of Eptesicus fuscus (big brown bat), 2295 nucleotides long. RefSeq names its product family with sequence similarity 131 member A (gene FAM131A). NCBI's taxonomy places the organism in Eukaryota, Metazoa, Chordata, Mammalia, Chiroptera, Vespertilionidae. Bases 1 to 1104 code for a protein of 367 amino acids. The transcript is spliced from 6 exons. The record is from RefSeq and is a predicted model, not a curated record.
AUGCCUAUGAUUUCUGUGCUGGGCAAAAUGUUUCUUUGGCAGCGUGAAGGGCCUGGAGGACGAUGGACUUGUCAGACAAGUCGCAGAGUGGCCUCGGACCCCGCGUGGGCUGUGGAGUGGAUCGAGCUUCCUCGGGGCCUCUCUCUCUCUUCCUUGGGAUCUGCUCGAACCCUCCGAGGCUGGAGCCGGUCCUCUCGCCCUUCCUCUUCCUCCGUGGACAGUCAGGACUUGCCAGAGGUGAAUGUUGGAGACACAGUCGCGAUGCUGCCCAAGUCCCGGAGAGCCCUAACUAUCCAGGAGAUCGCUGCACUGGCCAGAUCCUCCCUGCAUGGUAUUUCCCAGGUGGUGAAGGACCACGUGACCAAGCCCACUGCCAUGGCCCAGGGUCGAGUGGCUCACCUUAUUGAAUGGAAGGGCUGGAGCAAGCCAAGCGACUCUCCUGCUGCCUUGGAAUCAGCCUUUUCCUCCUAUUCGGAUCUCAGUGAGGGUGAGCAAGAGGCUCGCUUUGCGGCAGGAGUGGCUGAGCAAUUUGCCAUUGCAGAAGCCAAGCUCCGGGCAUGGUCUUCAGUGGAUGGUGAGGACUCGACCGAUGAAUCCUAUGAUGAGGACUUUGCUGGGGGAACUGACUCAGACAUGGCUGGGCAGCUGCCCCUGGGACCCCACCUCCAGGACCUCUUCACUGGCCACCGAUUUUCCCGGCCUGUGCGCCAGGGCUCCGUGGAGCCUGAGAGCGACUGCUCGCAGACAGUGUCCCCAGAGACCCUGUGCUCUAGUCUGUGCAGCCUGGAGGACGGGCUGCUGGGCUCCCCGGCCCACCUGGCCUCCCAGCUGCUGGGUGAAGAGCUGCUUCUUGCCAAACUGCCCCCCAGCCGGGAAAGUGCCUUCCGCAGCCUGGGCCCGCCGGAGGCCCAGGACUCGCUCUACAACUCGCCCCUCACAGAGUCCUGCCUUUCCCCCGCCGAGGUGGAGCCGGCCCCCUGCGAGGACUGCCAGCCACUCUGCCCACCGGUGGGCAGCUGGGAGCGCCGGCGGCAAGCCUCUGACGUGGCUUCUUCUGGGGUGGUGUCCUUAGAGGAGGAUGAGGUGGAGCCCGAGGAACAGUGACGCAAACCAUGCCUGGCGGCGGCACGUGUCCCCUGGCCGCUGCGGGGGGCACAGCCUCUGUGCCCAGUUGUGGGCUUGAGGCUUCCAGCAGAGCUCCAAAGCCUUGGGGGGCUCCUGGGAGCACUCACUCCUCAUUGUGUGUUUUGCAUGAAAGUGUCUAGAGAGGAGGCAGGGACCAGGCUGGGGGCGCAUGUCCAGCCCCCACUCCUGGGGCUUGCCGGGGGUUGCCCGGGGCCCCUGGGGCAUGGCUACAGCAGUGGCAGAGUGAUGUUCAUGUUCUUAAAUCAAAAACGCCACAUAUUUCCUCCUCUGGUGAUGUGAACCUCUGAGGGGGCAGUUAUGACUGGGCUACGUGGGAUUGAAUGGGAGGGAGCCCGGCCUCCCCUGCCCCUCCCCCUGCCUCUCUCCUCUGCUUCUCUCCUCACCUCCAAGUCCAUGUACAGUGCUUGAUAGAAUCACCCCUACCCAGGGAGCCUACGGAUUGAGCCGUCCCCCAGGGUCCCUUUCCCAGCUGGGCUCAUCCUGUGCUACACCUCUCCAUUGUCUCUAAACCUUUUUUCUAAAGAAAGAGGGGUUUUGGUCUGUUCUUUCAGUCGGAUCUUCUCUGGGAGGCAUUGGAAUGAUGAAAGCAUGUACCCCCACCCUUUUCCUGGCCACCCUGAAGGGGGCUGGGCGCUUUCCCAGUCCCUUGUAGGAGGUGUGGGCAGGGGCCCCGUGGCUCCCAGCCCACCAGGUUGCUGCAGGGUGGAGUUGGAAGAGGACAUGGCUCUGGUUGCUACAGAGAUGUGACUUCUAUGUUCUUCCAGAGAGGGCCACCAGGGGGCCACACGGGUGGCCCUGAGCAGGGCAGGAAUUGUGCCAAGGGAGUGCCUCUCCUUGGGGAGGAAAGAGGGCAGUGCCUUUUUGUCUGAAGGAAAGGCCAGAGCUACAGUACUGGGGGCAGCCAGGGUGUUGAUGGCCAAGCAGUGGAGGCCUCUGCAGAUCCUACACUCCGUGGACAGCAGGCUCUGGAGUUUUAUGGCCACGGGGUGCAGGUGGCUACAGAUUUCAGGCCUUGUAGGCUUUGGCAGGCAGGAGGGCCCAAGGUAAGAACACGAGGUGAUGGGCACAAGCAUUCUCUAUAUAAGUGGCUCAUUAGGUGUUUAUUUUGUUCUAUUUAAGAAUUUGUUUUAUUAAAUUAAUAUAAAAAUC